CGCGAAAUGAGGCAAUAGUAGUACCAAGGUGCUUUAGAUCCGAGUUUCAAAACAAAAUGGCGACUAACAACAAUGAUCAAGCGGUGUUGGAGAGCAUUUUUAAUCCUCUGUUACCCUUAGGCGAUGCUGCUCCGAAGCUUCAAAAUGAAAACGACGUUAAUGAAGAAAAUACCGAGGAUGCCAUGCUAGCUAAACAACUGGAGGCAUCUGGUGUUGAGAAAGCAGAACAGGGCGAUCUAGAUGAGGCAUUGGAGUGUUUUAAUCAAGCUUGCGAAAUAUGCCCUUUACGUUCUUCGUGUUUCAACAAUAGAGCUCAGCUGUGGAGGUUAAAAGGUAAUUAUGGCGUUCACUUUGUUCAAAGUCUCUAAGGUAUCAUCUUGAAAUUAUUUUAUUUCUUAAAGCUGCUUUCAUGAAUGUACAUUGAUAAAAUAGGUGUACUUUAGAGGAAGGACAUUGUGAUUUGGGUCUCUGGGACUUGGUUUCAAGAAGAAGAUGAAACUGAGAAUGAGAGUAAGACUAAGUCAAGAAAUAGGCUUGGAAAUGGAAGUAUACCUUCCCCUUCCCCUGUGGCACUCUCUCUUCAAGAACUGGACCCUAGUCACUUUUUUGCAAUCUCUGUCUUCAGUCACUUUUACUCUAAAAUUGAAACAGCCGGGAUGCUUUUUAUUUUUUUCAAAUUUUUUCUUUAAGUUCUUUUUCGUGCAUGAGAUGCCAGGGGGUAGCAAGGUAUUUUAAAGGGAUGGGGGAGGGGUGGGACUCAUAGUGAAGAAUUUCCAUUCACCCCAUGUGGAUUGGCUGAUAUGGCUGCUCUGUUGUGUGUUUAAGUAGGCUUGUAUUUGUGUAAUGAGAAGGACUGACAAUUGAAGUAUCAAGCACUGGGACAGUUUAAUGCCAUUUGUACAUUUUUUGGAUUUCCAUUUUCUUUUUACACCUGAAGUGUAAGAUUUGUACAGGUAUGUUGUUGACAUAAAAAAUGUUAUAUAACAGAGGAAUUUUGCCCGUUUUUGAAAACUAUGGUACAUUUUCUUUAAGUGUGCUUUUCAAAAAGGGGAACACUAAACAGGUCCAAAUUGUUUAGAUAUUGUUAAUAAAGCAUGAUAUCUUCUUUGCUUUGAGUUACAUACUUGCUGUUGUAAAACACAAUUUACUACUUCCAGACUAGACUUAAAGCAAUGACUCAACCUGUCAAAAUGUACAGUCUAUCACAGUUAGCAUCAUGUUUCUAUUCAAUGCUAUUUUGUUGCCUGUGGAAGCAGGAACUGGGAUUGACUCAUCUUCACUCAGGUGUGAACAGUCCCCUUAGACAUUGCAAAAUUGCGAGUACACUGAACUAUGGAUAGAACUUGAACAUAAUAAAUUGUAGCCACCAAAAAAGUCAGGACUCUGGUGAUGUUUGCCUCAAGAAACCUAAAAAAAUAUGCUGAUUAUGCCAGCACUGAUACAUUUAUAAAAAGAGCUAUAAUUAUGCUUCUUGUUCCAAAUUUUGCUAAAAGUUAUCUUAGCACUAUCUAAUAGGGCUUUAAGCUCAAGCUAUGUCCCUGUAUUGGUGCAUUUUUGUCAGAUCUUUUCUGUAGAAGACAGGGAGAUCAGUUUAGGGUGGGUCUUGAUCUUUCCUUCAGCAAGACUGAAUCCUAUACUGAUAUUGAUUUACUGGUAUGACUUAUGACUUUAGGAGACAUACCCAGUGCUCUGGAAGAUUUAAACAAAGCCAUUCAACUGGGUGAAGACAGAGGUGCUGCUACUGCCCAGGCAUACACCCAGCGAGCGUUAAUUCAUAGGCUGAAUGGAAAUGAAGACAAAGCACUUGAGGACUUUACAAAGGCAGCAGAACUUGGCAGUGCAUUUGCAAAAUCAAUGGUUGUACAGUUGAAUCCAUAUGCUGCCAUGUGUAACAGAAUGCUUGCUGAUGCCAUCAACAAGCUUAGAGGAGAGCCACAUUAAAUAUGAUUAUUGUAAAUUUUUCUCAAGCCAUGGAAUUUGUAACUGUUGCACGUGGAUUGAUGUUCACAUGGAUGUCUAUUUUUCUGUUAGAUAGGAACAGAUAUUUAAUAGUCAAUAACCAGGUGAUAAACCUGUGACCAGAACUGAGUAGGAAGAAAUGCAGUAUACAUUUUGAAAUACCAUUCUACUUUUGCAGCAUUUUACCAUAUUUGGAAAACAGAGCACCCAAAGUAUGUAACAGGAUUGGUAUAUUGUGCAACAAGGCAAAAUUACAUGCAGAGGUUAAAGUAGACAAAUGGCUGCAUUCUAUGCACCAAAGUUUGAUUUGUUUACAACCUUAAUAAUGGUUAAGUGACCAACUUUUACAUGUAUGUAACACAAAUUUUUUCAGUUUGUUUUGAAGGAAACUUUAAUGGUUUUUUUCACUUUUGUCUUUGGUGCAUGCUUUAGUGACAUGAUUCUCAGAUAAUGGUGUUGGAUGUUUUUUCAAAUAAUUAAGACCAAAAUUCUAGAUAAUUGAAAAAGGAAAUUAAAAUCCCUUUUUGAUGGUUUUACACAUGAUGCAAGAAGACAUUAUGCUCAUUGCAUAGGGGCAAUGUGAGCUUCACCUCCUUUUUUUUUUGGCCGGCUUUUUUGAAGAUUCAAUAAAAUGCCCUGAUGUGAACAUUUACAGGUACAGGUACCUGUGCUGCAUUUUCUAAUGUUUAUUUUAACCUGGAGAUUAGUAGUGGAAGGCCUUAAAGGUCAGCAAUGCAUUCAGAAUUAGGUCAAGAGUGGAGUUUUGUCGAAAUUUACUUUGGUUGCUAAAGUUUGCAAGAGUAUUGACAGUUAUUACAAAAACUGCUGUGUUUUCAACAUAGAACUUCCUAGUAACAUACCUUGUGACAUAGGAUCAAUGAGGGUUACAUUUGUCAAACUUUGAUGGGAUAAAUUUG
Molecule: messenger RNA, 2876 nt
Organism: Pocillopora meandrina
Lineage: Eukaryota; Metazoa; Cnidaria; Anthozoa; Scleractinia; Pocilloporidae
Source: the annotation of a GenBank genome assembly